AUGAAUUCGAUAUACAAUCAUGGUGUAAAGCAAACACAAACAAUUACACGGGACUUAACAUCAUUUGAAAAAAAUUUGUCUACAUCACCAUUGUCGCUUCAAGGUGCCAUCACGACUUCUAUCACGGCGUUUAAAAAAACAAUCAGGGAAUACUCUGAUCUCAUUGAUAAGAACACUACCGACGCAGCAUACACCAAACACGAAAGCAGAGUACGAAAAUUCAAUGAGGAUUUAGAAAAUUUUGUUUCCAAGUUUGAUAGUUUAAAGAAGCAAAGGGAUAUUGCAGUUCAAGAGACAAACAAGCAAGAACUAUUAGGAAGAAGACACAUACUGGCACCACCACAUCAGACAUCCACACCGAGUGAAAACCCGUAUGACCCAACUCAACAACAGCAGCAGCAGGAGCAAGUGAUGCUGCAGCGGGAGGGCCUCUACAAUGAGAACCAAGCGUUGGCCCGUGGGUCAGAGCAGCUAGAUCGGAUCUUAGAAAUGGGUCAACAGGCAUUUGAAGAUAUCGUGGAACAAAACGAAACAUUAAGAAAGUUACAGACCAAGUUUGAGGAAAGUUUGGUUACUUUAGGAGUCAGCCGAGGCACGAUUAGAAGUGUCGAGAAAAGAGCAAAGCAGGAUAAGUGGCUCUUUUGGUUUUGUGUAGUCGCGAUGUUGGUUAUUUUUUACUACAUUAUUAAAUUCUUUCGGUGA
Lodderomyces elongisporus is the source of this 702-nucleotide messenger RNA. RefSeq lists its product as uncharacterized. The transcript has a single exon. The record is from RefSeq and is a predicted model, not a curated record. The coding region runs from base 1 to 702 and encodes 233 amino acids. NCBI's taxonomy places the organism in Eukaryota, Fungi, Ascomycota, Pichiomycetes, Serinales, Debaryomycetaceae. Gene Ontology annotation, biological process: endoplasmic reticulum to Golgi vesicle-mediated transport; vesicle fusion. Gene Ontology annotation, cellular component: late endosome membrane; endoplasmic reticulum membrane; ER to Golgi transport vesicle membrane. Gene Ontology annotation, molecular function: SNARE binding; SNAP receptor activity.